Molecule: messenger RNA, 3827 nt
Organism: Periophthalmus magnuspinnatus
Lineage: Eukaryota; Metazoa; Chordata; Actinopteri; Gobiiformes; Gobiidae
Product: SITS-binding protein
Exons: 12
Coding region: 397-2472 (691 amino acids)
Source: RefSeq, a predicted model, not a curated record
UCCACGGUCUUUACGCACAGUGCGCAUGGAGAGCUGUGGACUACGCACCGUCUGGAUCUGUCACUGAAUCGGCCCUGCGUUACGUCAGAAAGUGCAGGGCAAGCAGGACGCACUCACAGGAGCUAUUCAGAGGCAGUGCUGCCAAACCCGGGGCUGCUCUCAGCUCACUGCAGCCAAUGCAGCAUACAAACACAAUUCAUCUCAAACUGCAGCAGUAUGUGGUCACUGGCACUGUUGCGCAAAAGAAUCCAAAAGUUUAAGCGGUAUAAAGUGUAGUGUUUUAUCUCCAGAGCCUCACAGUGAAACACACCAUGGCAUGAUGAUGAUGAAGCUGCACAUUUCUACACUUUUUUUUAGUAUUUUGUGAUUUUUUUUUUUGCUGAUCUCAAAGUCAACAUGCCCCACGCUCGAAAUAGGAACCCCAGCCCCAUCCCAGAGGUGACAUGGGACACGGGACUCAAGGAGAUGAACGAGACCUGGAAAGGGGCGAUCGCCUGCCUCGGGGUGGCCGUGUUCUUCGUGAUGACCAUAGGGAUCAUUUACUGGCAAGUGGUGGACCAGCCCAACAAGAACUGGAUCCUCCGGGGGACUUUGAGCGGACUCAUCUGGGAGAGGAGGACCCACUCUCUGGUCAUUCAAACGCUCAACGAGGACACCACGUACGUCGAGAUAGACGUGGGCAACGUGGGGAACCCGGACGUGGAGGUUCCGUUCGUGAGGAAUCUCUGCUGGCUCAAUAAGACUGAGUUCUGCUACACGUGGGACUCAGUGGCAGAGGUGAAGAUCUCGCUGGAAGUGAACGAGGAGACAGAGAGUGAGUGCUACAGCAUGAGCUGGACCCCAGUGCACUGCCAUGUGCAGCUCAAGGACUGUUUUUCCAUGGCCAACGUGUCGUGGUACGGUGGAGCCAGUGUGAAAGGGCAAACUUGGCCCAUCAACGACCAGAAUGCAACUAUGCAGCCUUUCAUUGUGAGUGAUUUGAGGCACAACCCGUCUGGCUUUGGAUCCGUCCUUGAACGCUACUUUCUGGGAUCGUCGGGUGUUGCCUUGUUGGUGUCUCCUGAGAUUCCCAUACAGAUGGGCCUGGACAGUGGGGAGCAGAUCUGCCUACAGUCACUGCCUAGUAUGGAGCGUCUGCCUCUGCAGUACACGGUGUGUGUGGGCCACAAUGUGAAGGCAGCUCAUCUCGAGGCUAUGCAACAACUGUCCCUUCACAGCAGGGAGCUGCCCAACAUGAAAACCAUGAGGCUGCCAUUUUGGAAGCUGCUGACUUCUGUAGACUCAGGGCCGAAGGUGGAGAGGGAGCUGAGGAUCUUCUCCAACCGUCUGAGGAGACACCAGCUGGGGGAGGGCGUCAUCAGCCUGAAUGAACAUUCCACCACCCUCCUCUAUGAUAUGGACCAUGACUACCUCAACAGCAGGAGAAGGGGGAUGUCUAAGCGACUGACCAGGGACUUCCCUCUUGUCAAGCUUCUUAACAUUUCCAUCACCCUGUCCCCUUUCCUGGGCGUGGACUCCACGCAAUUCCACAGUUCCCUCGUCGAUGGUACUGAGACCUACUGGCUCAGCGUGCCCUCGAAUCCUCAAGGACAAAUGGUCCCCAUAUUAAGUCAGUGGCAUGGGAGGUUCUGUGUUAAGCUGAACCUGACCAACCCGGCGGCUGUGAGCUGGUUCCUGGACAGAGUGGGCUCUCUGCAGGCUCUUCUGGGGAUGGAGUACAUCUUGCUGGAGGGAGCGGAGGGGAGCGCACUGGAGGAACAGGCUCUGCGGACACAGUCUCUCUCUGGAGACCGAUACAUCAGUCUACUGGCCGACCUGGCAUCGAGAAUAGAAAACACCAUCGUGACAGCAGGAACACAGUCGAGCCACAAGCCUCUGUUCGUCCGGAUGCCCCCCCUGCAGUCAGACUGGAGCUCGAUGGGGCUGAAGGGCAUCAUUCCCUCCCUGCUGCACCACACUCUAAUGGGAUACAACUUCCUCAUUCCUGAUGCAGUAGGCGGCUCUCUGUCUGAAGACCCGGUCACAGAUGAGGAGUUGUUCAUCCGAUGGCUGGAAAUCGUGGCCUUUCUCCCAGUGAUCAGCUUCCACACCCCGCCGUGGGUCUGCGGGGAGGACCGGGUGUUGAACAUAACUCGCCGGUACAUAGCUCGACACCAGAAGACUGUGGUCCCGCUCAUAGAGACGUACGCAGAGGAGUGGCAGCUGACAGGACGUCCCAUUUUCCGCCCCAUGUGGUGGCUGAGCCCCGAUGACCCCAUGACUUUCACCAUCGAUGAUCAGUUCCUCAUCGGAGAUGAGGUCCUGGUAGCACCAGUGGUGGAGAGAGGAGCUGUGCACAGGGAUAUUUACUUACCUGACGGGGGCUUCCAGUGGCAGGACAGCCUGACAGCACAGGUGUUCGAUGGUGGGACGCUCCUACUGGACUAUCCCGUGGCCUUGGAGGAAGUGGCCGUUUUCUUAAGAAGGAGCUGAGUCUGAGGCCUGACGCUGUACUUUAUACAAAUCCUUUUCAAAUACUUGUGCUGUUCUCGGUCUGCACUUUUCCACUUAGGACCCAGUCUCGAGCCUGAGACGUGUAGAAACUAAUUUUUUAUACUUGCACUUUAUAGAUUCAAAUAAUUGUAUUUUUUAAAAGACAUUUUAAUCAAUUUUACCUCUGGCUGAUUUUGUUUCCCAGUAUUUUUUUUGCUUCUUUUGUAAGGCUGAUGCAUUUCUACGGUCUAAUUUUUAUGCUGCUGGCUCACUUGACAAGAAGAAACAAAACAAGCCCCGUGCUUAAAAUCUGAAUCUUUCAACAAGACCAAAUGAAGAUGGACGGAGGACGGCUAAAAGUGCUUAAACAGGAGGAAAUGAGCUCACAGACAAACCUGCACAUUGGUACCAUACGCCUUACCAUAAACCAUGCUUUUACUUGAACCAGGCCAUUACGGCUGAUGAUUUUGAAUGUACCUCAAGUAACUUACUACUUACCAAGUCACAUGACAAUCUUACAGCCCAUAGCACUUAUUCAUACUCGUGUAUGUAUUUUAAACAUACACUUGUUUGACACUUGUCUUUUAGUACUGUAGGCCAGAACGUGAGGCCCCUGACGAUGCAAAUCCUGUGCCUAUUAAACUAAGUAUCGAGCCUCUUACCGUUUUAUGAACCUGCUGUAGUGAGGGCUUUAGUUGGACGCUUAGUGUGGAUUUAUUUAUACGCCAGUAAAAUGGUAUAAAAUUACAAUUUUAAAGUCUUUAUGUCAGAACUCAUCCCAGACCACAGCCAGUGCAAAAUACAGAGUAAAGGAACUAAGAAAUAAAUACAUUAUUUUCUUAAGUUUAAAUGGACUAACACAAAGUAUAUAAGAUUUAUAAUAUUACAAGAAAUAAUUCAAAAUCAUCAAGCUUUUGGAUAGACAGUCUUUACCAGCACCGUGACACACAGAAGUGUGACUCUUCCACCUACAUGAAGUUUACUGUGUCUUUUCUCUCAGGUUGUGACACUUACAUCACUCGAUGUCUUAGCGCGGCGCCGUACAAACACAAACGUCUUAAUGUGUCUUAGAAUGUGCAAUGUUGAAUGUACAUCGGAGAAACUGUGAUUUUGUUUUGCCCAACGCUUUAAUGGAGUGCUGUGGGAUGUUCUGCAGACAAAGGCUUUGUUUUAUUAUUCCACCCAGCUCCAAACGCCUUAACGUGCUACUUCUGGACAGAGGAAGUGUCAGAAUUAUUGCAGUGUUAGCAAUGUACGACAUAUUACAAUGACUGUGCCAUUACAAGUAUUUUCUCUUCUGUAAAUCAGAACUUAGAACAACAAAGUUGCAAUAAAGUUUACAUUUUCUUACUUCA